Messenger RNA from Hermetia illucens (black soldier fly), 947 nucleotides. RefSeq lists its product as uncharacterized. NCBI's taxonomy places the organism in Eukaryota, Metazoa, Arthropoda, Insecta, Diptera, Stratiomyidae. The coding region runs from base 164 to 760 and encodes 198 amino acids. The transcript is spliced from 5 exons. The record is from RefSeq and is a predicted model, not a curated record.
AAUAAGUUAAUUAUUCGUUAACCGGUUCCCCUGGUAGCAAAAUAACAACAAAUUUUAAAAUUAUUGUAAUAUAAAGACUUCCAACAAGUUCGUGCUUUUAUCUGAAUACCUGAGUUCUUUUCACACUGAGUGUUUCGACUUGAUAUUCUCGAUUCUUACGUACAUGCGGAUCAUUGGCAGCAUAUACAACAAAUACCCCGUGCCAUUUAAUAAGUUAGCCACCUGCCAGGAGUUCAAUAUAGAGUCCAAAUCAUGUCAGCAUUACUUUCCUGUUAAAAGCAUCAAAAACUACAAAACCAACGAAUUUAAGCUCCAAAUGAGGUUCUAUGUGAUGGCAACGAAUGAUGCUAAUAUUGUUCUCACAAAUGGACUGGAAUCGGGCAAGGGACGUAUUGCAUAUACAAUCGUUAUUGGCGGUUCCGGUAAUACAUAUUCGUGGAUUCGAAAUACACCUGAAGAUACAGUAGGCACGGAUAGCCAUCUGCCGAAAAUUCUUUCGGCACUCUGGCCAACACCUAUACUUGUCCAAGUUAAAAAUGAUGGGAUGCUGUUUGUAUCAAUCCCGAAUGUGGCAGAACCACUUAUGGUCGCUGAUGCCUCAGAUCUUACACAAAUCAAUCAAGUUUGUAUCUAUGCCUGGAAUACUGAAAGUCGUUGGUUCUAUAACUGCACUGAAUUGGAUGAUGCUUUUGAAGAAAGUGGAUCAGGCUGCUCACAAGAUGAUACGCACUGUUCAUUGAAUAUUCAGUGGGACGUUUGAAACCUUUAUUGAUCAAGAGGAGGAAGUCGUGAAAGAUUUUUCAAAUGGUUUAUUUGUUAAUAAAAAAAGAGAUAUCUUGAUGAUGAUUUUCUUUAAAGUAUGUUAUCGUAAUCUUAAAGUAUUUCGAAAUGUAUUUUUUUGUCAUUUCCUGUUACAGAUUUUUUAAUAAAAUGUCUCAGAAAAUAAA